AUGGAUCUCAUAGAAGUCAACAAAGAUGAUAGAGAAGCACAAAGUACCGCUACAGGUGCUGAUUACGCGCCUCUCCUUCCGUUAACACGCUGCUGGGAAGUUCCAAGACAUCACGUGACCAUAGAAAAAAUCAUUGGUAAAGGUGCUUUUGGUCAGGUUGCCAAGGGAACAGCAGUAGGACUUCCAGGGAGUCCUGAAACGACCACAGUGGCUAUUAAGAUGCUUAAAAGUGAGCUCUUGUACUGUAUAUUGAAUGACAGUCUUGGCCUACAGACAUUCAGGAAAUGUUACCGGGUUUACGUAAUUAUUUAGCUAUUUGUCUUUUCAUAACUUAUGUUGUUAUUUCGACGUUAUUCCCGUUAACCAAAUUUUACUCCUUGUUUUUAACGCUCCAGCAAACGCUAUUGAAUCGGACAAGAGAGAUCUGAUGAAAGAACUUGACACAAUGAAGCAGCUGAAACCACAUCCUUACGUCAUUAAACUUCUAGGAUGUGUUACGGAGUCUGGUAUGCUUCGGUUAUGCGCGUCUAAUUUUGCUGUACACAUUUUGCUUAUGAUUAAUUGAGCACAACAAACAACCAUCGCAUGAGGUAAUUUUAUCUUGUUUUAGCCAACACAGACGUUCCUGGAUUUAGUAAUAGACUAAGACCGAAUAUUUGCCACUGAACAGAUCAUUUUGUUGUAUAAGCAGAAACGCUUUUUGUAAGGGAAUAAUUGGUCUGUACCUUCUUCACAUAGUUUUUCUUGUUUUCAUGCGAUUUCUUCAAAAGUGUUGCAAAUGACAGGGCUAUUCAUUUGUUUUAAUUAUUGUUUUUUUUAAGAGAGAAUAAUAUAUUAACUAAAUUGUUUAAUUUCUUCAGAGGAGCUGUUGGUUUUGAUUGAAUAUGUGCCUUUUGGGGAUCUGCUGGGUUACCUGAGAAAGAGCCGUGGAUUAAAAGACACUUACUACAAAGACCCGGAUAUCAAACCGCAAACAAAUCUGACGUCACAGCAGCUGAUGAGGUUUUCUUGGCAAAUUGCUGAUGGAAUGAGUUACUUGUCCGCAAAAUCUGUAAGUUAGUUAAAAACACAAAAGACAAACAAUUCUGAAACCUUCUUGUAAGGUCUAUCGUCAUGUUAAGCUCUGUCUUGCAUGGAAUAUUAUGUCUUCUCAAGAUCACGCCCGGGAGUUGCAAACGUAUCCUUACCGUCUUGUUGAGGCUAUUUCUUUAGGGUCGAGAACCUUCCCAAUUUUGAGGUCAUCAUAUAAGUCUUAUUUCAAUGUGAAAUAAAAUAUUAGGAUUUUUCUCGUGUAGGCAAAGGGAGAGACGUGAAUGAAUAGGAUCCUUUAAGAUAUUCAGCCUAAACUAAGUGUACAACAAAUAUAUAUUUUAGUGACAAGGAAGAAAAGUAAUUAAAACUUCAAAUUAAAAAAUUCAUCUUUUGUUGCCAAACUGCUACAUUACAGAAUCCUAUUUCGAUUAAAAUCUUAAGAUAAGCGUUCUUUAAAAUAACUACGUAUUGCAGACAUAAAGUAGUUUGCUUCUCUUUGGAAUAUGGAGUAGAUAUUGUAGUAGUUUUAAUUUUCUGCCAUCUGAGAGAAAAAGAAAUACGCACACCAUAUGUUGCUAGAUAUUUCUAUUUUCCUAUCCGAACCAUUUCAUUUCAGUUCUUUUUCUUCUGCAAUCGCUAAUUUUUGCUGUUGCAUCAAUUCUUUCCAAGAUCAUUCACCGAGACCUUGCGGCCCGUAAUGUGUUAGUUGGACAAAAGGAAACGUGUAAAGUGACAGACUUCGGAAUGGCCAGAGAUGUGCAGCAGGAAAAUAUUUAUGAACAAAAGACUAAGGUAAUCAAGAAAAGGGUAGGUGAGGGCGGUAUUACAUAUUGUUCAGUUUAGUGAUCUUUCACAAUCAUUGUUGUUUUAAUGCUGCUAUAUUCCUGAUUUCGAUCAUGAAUUCCUUGGGACCCUAAUGAAAAUAUUAUCCAUGCGUAUACGAGUACAACUUUAAAUAUCACUUUUUUUGACUUGUCGCUACCUAUAAUUCUCGAGCUGUUUCACAAAGUGGUAUUUAAAAUCGUUAGGGCCGUCUUCCCGUGAAGUGGACAGCUUAUGAGGCCUUAUUGUAUGGUAAAUAUACCACCAAAAGUGACGUGUAAGUAUACCUGAUUAUCAACCGUAGCAAUUUAUCAACAAGUUUUAUCAUUUUUAGUCAGGACUUGAAUUCUAUGCUUUGUCAAAGAAUACAUUUAUUUCAUUCGUCGUAUAUACUGUUUAUGUCUAUAGUCACUUAAUUUAUAUUCGUUUGAUUUGUCUUUCUGCAGAUGGAGUUAUGGAGUUUUGUUGUACGAGAUUUUCACCAUAGGUAACAUCGAAAGGAAGUUUAUGAGGCUCUUAAUUAAACAAUGUAUCGUGUUCAGUUAGACAAACGUAAUAUGCUUCCCCAUGCAACCUCAAACUCCAUCAACUGACACAGGUGAUGUUUUAGUGAAGGUCUUUUUUUCGUCACGUUUAUAUUUCGAUGGUCUUGUGGUUCUUCCAGGCGGUUCACCUUACCCACGAAUGGAUGGAAGAAAAAUUGCAAACUUACUCUAG
Pocillopora meandrina is the source of this 2571-nucleotide messenger RNA. NCBI's taxonomy places the organism in Eukaryota, Metazoa, Cnidaria, Anthozoa, Scleractinia, Pocilloporidae. The record is from the annotation of a GenBank genome assembly.